Eremomyces bilateralis CBS 781.70 is the source of this 801-nucleotide messenger RNA. RefSeq names its product chorismate mutase. The record is from RefSeq and is a predicted model, not a curated record. Gene Ontology annotation, molecular function: chorismate mutase activity. Gene Ontology annotation, biological process: aromatic amino acid biosynthetic process; chorismate metabolic process. The transcript has 3 exons. Lineage: Eukaryota; Fungi; Ascomycota; Dothideomycetes; Eremomycetales; Eremomycetaceae. Gene Ontology annotation, cellular component: cytoplasm. Bases 1 to 801 code for a protein of 266 amino acids.
AUGGACGCCGCAAUCGACUUUCACGAUCCCAAUAAGGCGUUGGACCUGGGCAAUAUCAGAUUCCAGUUGAUCCGACUGGAGGACACUAUCAUCUUCCAUUUAAUAGAAAGGGUUCAAUUCCCGUUGAACAAAACCAUCUAUGUCCCCGGCGGCGUGCACAUCGCCGCCUCGGACUUAAGUCUCAUGGACUGGAUGCUCUCCGAGCAAGAGAAGCUCCAAUCGCUCGUCCGCCGCUACGAAUCGCCCGAUGAAUAUCCCUUCUUCCCCAAUGUCUUGCAAAAGCCCAUCCUUCAUCCUCUGCACUACCCCCAGGUUCUCUACCCGAACGACGUCAACGUCAACGAGAAGCUGAAGCAAUCCUACAUCGAGUCCAUCUUGCCGCCCGCGUGCGUCAAGCUGGGCCGCGAGGAUCGUGGGGAAGAUCAUGAGAAUUACGGGUCGGCCGCGACGUGCGAUGUGCAGUGUCUGCAGGCGCUGUCGCGGCGGAUCCAUUUUGGCAAAUUCGUCGCGGAGUCGAAGUUUCGCAAGGAGACGGAGCGGUAUGUGCAGCUCAUCAAGAAUGAUGAUCGGGACGGGAUUGCGGAGGCGAUUACGGAUGCGAAAGUGGAGAAGAAGGUGCUGGAGCGGUUAAGACUCAAGGCGAAAAUGUAUGGAACGGAUCCGGAUAACGCGACUGGGGACUUGGGAAAGCUGGAUGUCGACGCGGUGGUGUCAAUGUACAAGGACUACGUUAUUCCUUUGACCAAGGAGGUUGAAGUGGAGUAUCUUAUGCAGCGUCUGAAAGGGACGGAGUAUGAAUAG